AUGGAAGGAGACACCUAUGGCUUUCUUGCGGUGGAGGAUGAACAUGCCUCUAACAGCUCCCUCGGAGACGCAGUGCCUACAUGCGCAUUGGAUGCGAGUGAUGAAUGUAUGAAGUCCCCUGACGGGGGGACUGUUGCCUGGCUGGACGAAUUUAGGGAUGAAUCUUGCAGGGCGGUUCAGUACUCGAACACGUCGGCAAUUCCCCGCCCGAUUCGUGCAGCCUUCAACGUGUGCGUGGUCAAGAGUGGGCUCAGCAAGGCCAUCCCGGAUGCAAUUACGCAAAGUAGAAAGGCCCAUGUAGACAGAUUUCACAAAAUCGUGAGCUCGUCGGUGACUCAAGACAUACCCUUGGACGACGAUGAGACAGGGCAGGGAGAGCCUGAAAGUCAAGGCUUUGCUUCCAUUGUUGCCAAUGACGCGACCUUUUGGGAGCCCGAAGAACCGAUCCACUACGGAUACGGACGCUCUCUGCAGCAGCUAGCUGCACCCGUUCCAGACUCACCUUCUUCGUUUGAGACAAAUUUGCCUCCAUCAGUUCGGUUGGGCGUCUCCUAUUUCGAGUCGAUGCCCUUCUGCCUUCUGCCUUUAGUCGUGGGCCUUGGGAUAGCGACUGUGCAGCUGCUUCUGUUGCCUUCGGAUCUUUUUCAAGUCGACAAAGCGUUGUGUGGCCGAAGUGGAGAGAUGGCAGUCGAACGGCGCCAGCACAGCGUCAUCGGAUACUCAGUACCGAGGCAGCGUUCGGAAGCUGGUGCCGCGAAGUUCUUGUUUGGGUAUCCAGCCUUGACUAGGCGGUUGCAGCAAGACGAUGCGGAUUCAAACGAAGAUGAAAUUGCUCCCAAGAGGACGGGUUUCCUUGGCGCUGUUCCGGCUUUAGCGUACUUCAGAAGCCUCCUCAUGGCUCUGGACCCCGAGAGCGAGAAUUCCCUGGCUAGACAACUUCGUAUGACAACAGAAGUCGCUGCGCGGAUCAGCCGGAAGGUUGCUGAGAUGAAGAUGAAUCUGCAGACACUGAAGAAGGGGCAGCACUUGACUUGCGUCUUGCAUCGCUGCGAUGCAUUAGAGGCAGACGGGUUUCUCUUGGUCUCCUUUGGCUUGCAGACUUUGCACCGGCCGGAGAACAGUGGAAUGGAAGUGAUUGGGGAGUCUGCAGAAUACGGAGAGGCGACGCAUCAUCUCUCUCCCGUGUCUGUUGCUGCUCCAUCGCUGCUGAGUUCUUGGGAGACAGCCAUUCAUCUGCUGCCCUCCACCUUCUUCGCCAUUGCCGAAUCCUCUGAACAACUCGCAGCAGAAAUAGAAGCCUCUCUGCAGCAGACCAAUGACCUGCUCCAUGUGAAGGACCUGCAGUGGGCAAAGGAAACCCUCGGCCAAGCACUAGACUCCGCACAGCCAACCGUUAAGAAAAUCCCCAAACUCGGCACUCCUCUCUUCUGGAGCUCUAUAGUGACAUUGAGCCUGAUGGGCGUCUUGGUGCUGCUGACCUCCUUGUACUUGUGCUGCCUGUGCUGCUGUCAUCGCGAAGCGCUCGUAGACCGCAAGGCCACAAGCUGCGGCUGUUCAUUUCUGCUGCUACUCGUAUCGGCUGCAGCGCUUGUGGCGAGUGGGGGGCUGUUGGUGGGGUCUGCAAUGCUGACUGACGGGUGCCUGUACACUGAAAGCUAUCUCAAGGACGACAAAGAUGUGGAUCGUCUUUUGCAGUACUUCCAGCAGUUGACUUCAGUGGGGGGUUCUUCUGCGGAGAGGUCUCUGCAGACCUCCAGCAGCGCUGCAGCCAAAGUGCUGGCGGCCUGCCUGCUGCCGAACCAGGAGCGCGACUUAGUGCGGGUAUUCAACAUAGAUAGCGCAUCAGCUGAACACAGGCGGCUGAAUACACCCAAAGCGUUUCCUGUUGCAUGCGCCGCAGCACUGGUGAAGGCAGGAGUCCGGAUGAGAGAAGCGGGGAGAACUGCUGUGGAGAAAGAGGCCUUGGCCGCCCGUUUGCUGUCUUUACAGCUGCAAGACGCAGCUGCGGAGCUGCAGCUGCUAAAAGAAACGCACUGGCUGCUGCUCAUAGACCCAAUGUCGUUGGAACGGGAGGAUUUGGAUGAGAGACUGGACACGUACAAAGAAGUCCUCUGCAGCGGCGUUCAAGACAAACAGCGGGAGCUUAAGGCCAGCUAUCUGGGCCUCUCCCCUGCAUCAAAAUCAGCAGCAGCAGCAGGCGAAGAGCAGGAGGUGUUUCCACCUAGCAGACUGGAGAUGUUUUCUCUGCUACAUCGAGGAGGGAAGCAGCCAUCUGAUGAACUUGCAGCACUCUUGCACCAGCUAAACGCCGACCCCCUGGCAGCAGACAGGCUGUCUGCAUCCUUUCAGGAUGCGAUUCGCGAAAUGGAGGCCAGCAGCAGCAGUAGCAGCAGGAACAGGUGGGAGCGAGCGAUGAAGCCGAUGAUAGAAGGUGUAGUAGGGGAGUUGAUGCGGCUGGCUGCAGACAAGUCAGAAGCUGAGAAGACGCAGCUGCUGCAUGCGGUGGUCCGGCUGGCCGGACAGGCCCACGCAGAGGUGCAAGGGGAUAGGGAAGCAGCAGGGAGCAGCAGCAGCGCAGCAGCAGUUGAAAGAAGGAAGCGGCGGCGGCAUCAGCACGAAAAGCUCCUCGAGCUGCUGCAAGACACCUGCAUGCAGACAGGCGCCAGGACAGCAUCAGGCGGUGUGGAGCCCGCAGAGCGACUUGUGGUGUACGGCUUGGAGGAUGUAGAGGAAAUGGUAGCACCCUUUACCCUGUCUUCUCUCCACAGCAGCAGUAGCAGCAGGAGAGAGGAUGAGCGGCUAUUGAUUGACGCUUCCUCAGAUGCGGAUUCAGCUUACGUGUUGGAGGUUGCAGCAGCAAAAGGGUCUGUAGAGGAACAGCGUCAGUUUGCAAAUGCUAUUUGGUGGGCGGCUAAGAAGGAGGCGCUGCGAGCAGAAACAAACAAAUCUUUUCGGUGUCCUCCCAGCAAACAAGAAGAAGGAAACGAACAAGAAGAAAACGGGACCCCGUGCAACUGGGAACAACUCCAGGAAACCACGCAGCAGCUUCUCUACAAAAUGCAGAAACAGGUAGACAAAACAAAUAUAAGAGACAAUACAAAUAUAAACAAAACAGCAUAA
Molecule: messenger RNA, 3120 nt
Organism: Eimeria acervulina
Lineage: Eukaryota; Apicomplexa; Conoidasida; Eucoccidiorida; Eimeriidae
Exons: 10
Coding region: 1-3120 (1039 amino acids)
Source: RefSeq, a predicted model, not a curated record